Aspergillus nidulans FGSC A4 is the source of this 1317-nucleotide messenger RNA. Its product is annotated as protein apdG. Bases 1 to 1317 code for a protein of 438 amino acids. The transcript has 2 exons. Gene Ontology annotation, molecular function: flavin adenine dinucleotide binding; oxidoreductase activity; acyl-CoA dehydrogenase activity. NCBI's taxonomy places the organism in Eukaryota, Fungi, Ascomycota, Eurotiomycetes, Eurotiales, Aspergillaceae. The record is from RefSeq and is a predicted model, not a curated record.
AUGGCCGAGAUUUCCAGCGUUCCUUUCGCUGAACCCCCCUACCUCAGGGGCCUCCCCUCCCCCUACUACAAUGAGUCUCACCGGCGCUUCCAGAAAGCCUGCCGGGCAUUUUUGUACGAGAACCUGCUCAAGCACGCAAUGGAGUGGGAAAAAGCUGGUACAGUGCCCGAGCAUGUUUUCUCGGACUUUUGCAAGGCAAACAUGCUCCUGCCUAACCUCCCCGCCCCCUUACCAGUCGCCUGGCUGAAGCGCCUGGGCAUCCACGACAUUCUCGGCGUCAAGGUUGAGGAAUGGGACUACCUGCACACGGGAAUAUACAGUGAUGAGAUGGCGCGCUCAGGACUCAGCGGGCCGAGCGGCUCGUUAACGGCCGGAUUCGCGUUCGGCACACCCCCAAUCAUCAAGUACGGGAGCAAGGAGUUGCAGGAAAAGUUCCUGCCAGAUUUGCUUACAGGAAAGAAGAGGAACUGCAUCGCUAUCACGGAGCCGGAUGCGGGCAGUGAUGUUGCAGGGAUUACGACGACGGCGACGAAGAGUGCAGAUGGAAAGUACUAUAUUGUGAACGGCAACAAGAAGUGGAUUACAAACGGCAUCUGGUCUGAUUACAGCACCAUGGCCGUGCGCACCGGUGGACCAGGCGCAGGCGGUCUCUCCUUGCUCGUCGUUCCACUGAAAAACUACCCCGGCGUGACGAUGCAGCGCCUGAAAGUCUCUGGACAGAUUACCGGUGGCACCACCUAUAUCGAGCUCGACGAGGUCAAGGUCCCUGUGGAGAACCUGAUCGGCCUUGAAGGCGACGGCAUGAAGAUGAUCAUGAACAACUUCAACCACGAGCGGCUCACCAUCGCCGUUGGGGUCACACGGCAAGCACGUGUUGCGCUCUCGACUGCAUUUUCUUACUGCCUCAAGCGCGAGGCGUUUGGGAAGACGCUCAUGGACCAGCCUGUGGUGCGACACCGGCUGGCAAAAGCAGGCGCGGAGCUUGAGACGAUGUGGGCGUUUGUCGAGCAGCUACUCUACCAACUGACGAACCUGCCCAAGGAAGAGGCGGACCGUCAGCUUGGUGGGAUCACGGCAAUGGCCAAGGCAAAGGGGGCAAUGGUGUUGAACGAGUGUGCGCAGACGGCAGUCCUGCUCUUCGGCGGUGCCGGCUUUACCAAACAAGGACAGGGAGAGCUGGCCGAGGCCAUCCUGAGGGAUGUCCCUGGAGCGCGUAUUCCGGGAGGGUCGGAGGAUGUCUUGCUGGAUUUGUCGAUCCGACAGCUGGUCAAAUUGUUCAAAGCCGAGGAGAAGAAGCUGGGGAAGGCGAGAAUCUAG